AUGUCUUCAAAGUGUCAUGGAAAGCUAUUGCCACGGAUGGACGCCGUGACCUAUGUGAGUUCAUUGAAACCGCCUUUUGGGCCAUAUAGCCUACUUUCUGCUACCAAUCAUUCACUCACAAAAUGCUCUGUCGACGAGCAUGUCGAGAAGCCACUCUGUCCCGUGGCGCACCAGCUUGUCAACCUCAUCAUCGACGAUAGUGAACGCCUUCAACCUACGUCCCUCCCCAUCAUCUCAGCAACUAUUCGCUCGCGGCAUUUAUACAUUUUGCGCUCCAGCUCACCAUGGGCACUUGAGCAUUACUCCACAUGGUACUUCGAGAGGAAAGGGGCGGGGCCUGGAAAGCGCUAG
Plenodomus lingam JN3 is the source of this 351-nucleotide messenger RNA. The record is from RefSeq and is a predicted model, not a curated record. Lineage: Eukaryota; Fungi; Ascomycota; Dothideomycetes; Pleosporales; Leptosphaeriaceae.